This is a messenger RNA of Eimeria acervulina, 687 nucleotides long. RefSeq names its product eukaryotic translation initiation factor 3 subunit 7, putative. Gene Ontology annotation, cellular component: cytoplasm; eukaryotic translation initiation factor 3 complex. The transcript has 7 exons. Gene Ontology annotation, biological process: translational initiation. Bases 1 to 687 code for a protein of 228 amino acids. NCBI's taxonomy places the organism in Eukaryota, Apicomplexa, Conoidasida, Eucoccidiorida, Eimeriidae. The record is from RefSeq and is a predicted model, not a curated record. Gene Ontology annotation, molecular function: translation initiation factor activity.
AUGCCUGUACCGAUGCAAAAUAUGUCAAGCAAUUUCUAUUAUUAUUGGGUAACUACGCAAGAUGAUGAAGUUAUUAAGGAGUAUAUGUUGAACGGCGAGCACCGCGUAGACGUUGCUGCAACAGAUCAGGUGUUGUCAUGUUUAAUGUCUGCUCCUCAAUCUAAAUACUCCUGGCAUUUAUAUCUCACAAAGAUAGAAGGCAAAAUUAUAAUCGAUAAAGCAAACGGCUCUGUUGUAGAUCUUCUUACUGUCAAUGAAACAAGCGCUGAACCCCCUAUGCAAGACGCAGAGAUAUCGCCUAUUCACAAUCCCCCCUCGUGCGGGGCCGAGGUGUACGCGAAGUCCCCAGUAGAGCGCGCGGAUUUGAAGGAGACAAGAGAAGGAGACAGCUUUAUUGUUGAUGGAGGGGGGUAUAUAUACACCUGCGCUCUUAAUGAGAUAGAACCCAAAGGGCAAAAGAGCUGGCGCACAUUGUUAGAAAGCCAAAGAGGAGCUCUGCUCGCCACCGAGGAUAUGUAUUAUACUCAAUCCAAUAGGGGUAUAAUGAAUGAUAGAGACAAGUAUGUGCUGCUUAAGGACCCCACAAAGCCAAUAAUGCGUCUCUACUCGAGACCUGAGGAAGAAGAAGAAGAAAGAGAAGAUGCAAACGGAGAAGAAGCGAGAGAACAAGAAGAACAAGCUGAGUAA